AGUAGUUUCUGCAGGGGAGUUGCAGGCUGCAGGGGAAGUCCGACGACAAAAUCAUAUUUCUCCAUGCUUUUUAACAACUUCUAACUACACCAGAACAGUCGGUGACACUUUCGAAGACAACCAUGGCCAAUAUUUCAACAAUUUACAAGCUAUCGUUUCUAGCCUUUACUUACUUCAUACACGGUAAAAUUGUCGACUUUUCUUACUGUAUUUCCUUUCAACUCUCCAGCAUCUGUGUAGCUUUUUUGUUUUUUAAAUAUUGAGGAAUAUUGAACAUGUUUAAUAUGUGAUACAAUUUGAAACAACUGCUGCUCUGUAUCUACUUCAACUGUAUUCACCUGUGAUACUUUGUUACUUUGUAGCUUAGACAUUUAGAUCAUUGUGUGAAAUGACAGCCACACAUAAACAAGCAUACAUCAUAUAUGCAUUCAUACGCAUGCAAUUGUAUUUUUAUUUAUUACAGGUCAAUAAUAGAGAUUUACAGUAAUAGAGUAAACUUAGAGUAUUUUUGUUUUCACUGUCUGAAUACUAAGCAUCUCUAUUUGGUCUUUUGAUUGCCUUUUCAUAUCCAUUCUUACUAAGCUAAUAUACAGUAGUUUACAUCUUCUCAGCUAUCCACAUUGCUGGUCUCACAUAUUAUUAACACAACAUAUUAAUACAACUUUCUCAUGCUUCUCUCUUCCAGUCUAUGGGACAAGCUGUCCAGUUCUGGAGUGCUGGUUUGUCCAGGAGAAACCAGGUCGAGGUGGGGGAUUCCCUGCUGCAAUGAUGCAGGAGAAGUCACUACUGUAUAUCAAUACAGACCCAGAGAGUGAAGAAACCAAGUCACAGCAGGGACCAUCUGCAGACAUCAACCAUGAUAGAGUCUACUACAUCACUGGUCAGUACUUAUCAUUAUACAUUAAAUAGGACAAUCUCUAGAAACUAUGACAGAUUUGAGUGACAAACCAGUGGCUGAUAAAGGUGCAGUCAGUCAAUUUGGUGUUACAGCCCAACAAUUCGCCAUCUUCUAACACCAAGCCUCUAAUUUAAAUUAUACAAGACUACAAGAGUGUUGUCAUUUUAGGCAGAGCUUUUCAGAAAAAUACAUUUUAUUUAAUUGAAAGGAUAACUUCUAUAGACAAAUCUCCCCCUCUCUCUCAUCAGACCCAGCAGCCACCCUCUGCAGUUCCUCUCUGCACCCACCAGAGGGCUCAGUCCAUAAGCCACAGUGCGAGAUCAACCCCUUCAUGCCCCAACCCUCCACCGUCCAAUGGGCAGUCCCACUCACUGACUCUGCCCACAGUCCUAUCUACCUACAAGCUGACUGGUACUCUGCCGCCUUGCAGGGCCUUGACAGACAGCUGGGCCUGUCCAGUGUCAUGCGUGCUCCCACGGCAACCAAGGAACCCGCUGGUAAAAAGCCCUAUGAUUGAAAAGGAAUGACAUUCUUCUUGAGCAAGGGUUGUAAAAGUCAGACAGAUUGUUGUAUUUAACCAUUACAAGUGAUAAAGAUGGACUUCUAAUCAAAAUUGCAUACAGUUACCAACACCACAGUGAUAAUGACUUAUUAUUAACCGUAAUUGAAAUGAAUUUGUCAUACGCCAUGAAGAAAGAAGUAUAAAAACCAGUGAUGUUUAUUACUACGUAAUGUCACAGAUAAAGUAGUGUAAAAGUGUAAUGUCUCUCUCCUACCCCUCUCUCUCUCCCAGUGGUGCUCAGUGUGUCCAGUAGAACGCCCUUGGUCCGUUCCAGACUCGGGGAACCGGUGGUUCUAGACUGUGGGUUCUGGAUGGAGGACACUUCUCCUCUCUCUGUCUCUGGCUUCGCUGUGGAGUGGCGCUACCAGUUCAGGGGCGAUGGCCGUCUGGUCCUGGCCUACGACGGUAAGAGUGACCGAUUUGCCGAGACCCAGGAAGAGGGAGCGGGGCUAGACUUCACGGCUCUGCACGAGACAGGAAAUGCAUCACUGAUCCUGCAGGAAGCUCAAGUGCGCCACACAGGAACCUACAUCUGUACGGUGUACUUGCCCUAUCUCCUGGCUCAGGUGGCUGUGGAGCUGGAGAUUGUAGGUGAGGAGAGAUGAAUAUGCUUGAUUAGUCUGCCAAUACUAAAGCAUUACAAUGUUUGUUUUAGAACUGUUUGGUAGAAUCUCAACCCCUAUGUAUUUACAUGUAUAGUAUAUUCACUGAAAUAACUACUGUAACUCCAUAUACUGUACAUUCUUAUAAUGGUAUGUCAUGGUCAACUAAAUGACAUUAGAAUACAUGCCAUACGUGUGUAUCAUCCUCUCUUACCUCAUUCUCUCACUCCUAUUUCUCCCUCUAUCUCUCCCAGAGCCGCCGUCCCUCUCCAUCUUCCCCUCCCCACUCCCUCUCUCCGUGCCUGGACAGGUGGUGAAGGUGCAAUGCGAGGCGUCAGGAUUCUCCCCCCUCUCCCUGGAGUUCCACUGGGAGUUAACAGGGCUGGACGGUAGGGUCAGGCCCCUGGGUCAGGGCAGCGUGACAGGCCACAGGCAGGGCCCAGACAACACCUACAGCCAGACCACUCGUCUGGAGUUAGACUCAGCCAAGCUGGACCUUGGCCGUGGAGGGAAGGUCACCUGUGUGGCCGUCCACCCUGGAGGCACCCGGCGGGCCAGCGUCACCCUCAAUGUCAUUGGUGAGAGAUCAUUUAAUAGAACUGCAUUGAGUUGAUGGAUGUUGCCCCUGGGUCCACUGAUUCAGAGCCAGAAAUUUAUAUCCCUGUAAAGGUAAAGGUUAGGAUUGGGGUAAGGUAAUCUGUGGUUAGGGGCAAUACAUGGGUCCAUAUAGCAGUGUCUCUAGGCCUACCAGUAUAAUUUCUGAUAUGCAGUUACAUUGAUCUGAAAAGCCAAAUAAAUUGGACUUGACACAACACAACUUAUCCUGAGUAUGUCUUAAAUUUACUCCCUAUCUCCUCACCCCAAUCAGGUGUAAGUGGUCCCUCUAUUGAGGACUCUAUGGCGAUGGUUGCCGUGGCCCUGGGGCUCUAUGGUUUGAUCAAGAUCGUCUCCUGGACAUUUAGCUCUGGUAACUACAAUCGGUUUGAACUAAGAUACACAAAGAAAUAUGUUGAAGCCAUAAAGUUACUGUUUCCAUCUAAAGAAUGAAUUUGGAUCUUGUGUGUCAAUCUAAUGCUUGACCUUUUCUUGCCUUUAUAGGGUCCGAUGAUACUAACUCACAAGAGAAGGUAAUUGCGCUUUCGUUAAUGUUGUCAGACAUAUUUUGUAGUUAAAUGUAACUACUGUGUAUCUAUGUAUAUUUCCCAGCUAACACUGUCUUGCCCAAAUUUGUUUUAUCUCAAGCUGUACCCCUCUAGUUAAAACUCCAGCCCCUGGAUUACUAUGUAAUAUGAUUACAUUAUGUUUUAUGUAUUAGUACAUUUUGAAUUAGGUCCUUGGAUUUCUCCCAUUGUCUGUUUUGUUAGUUUAUACACAUUGGGCUCAUCCUUAUCCUCUCUCAAUUACAGAAAGUGAAGUAAAUGUGUAAACACCUGGGAUUCCCAGGUGAGUGUGUAAUGGAACCAACAAAGCUGGAAUUUCAGGAAUAUAAGUGUACCGUUUGUGGAAGGUGGUACAUGGAAAGAAGAUAUUGAGUUUCUGACCGCAGUUGAAAAUGAAUGAUCUAACAAGGGGUCAGGGGAGAAAAAUAUUUUAAUAGGCGACUGAUUUAAAUAUUGACAUUACAACUGUGAAUUCAUCUCUAGAAGAACUCAAGAGCGUGUGUAAAAAGAUUGUGUGUACAUGUGGAUGUAGAUCAUUUUGUGUUUUGUGAUUGAACCCUGUCAUUAUUAGUUUUUUUAUGGAUUCUGAAGGUGAAUAUAAGACAAAAUCUUUUAAAUUGGAAUAUCAUUUUUUUUUUCAUCAGAAAAUUAGUAAUUCCCUGGAGUGUGUUUAUAUAUUGUUUUCAUUUUGUUUUGUUUUGGGUAAUAUUUAAUUUGAUCUUGCCUUGUAUAGACGGUAUAGGCUACAGUGAAUUGUUGUUUUGUUAUUGAUGUUCCUACCACCAUAUCAGAACUGUUAGAUUAGUGUAUUUGCCAGGAAUGAGCAACAAUUUUGAGCAAAUGAGGACUAUUUGUGAUGGGAUGUAAUAAAUUCUUCAUCUUCAAAACA
This is a messenger RNA of Coregonus sp. 'balchen', 4111 nucleotides long. NCBI's taxonomy places the organism in Eukaryota, Metazoa, Chordata, Actinopteri, Salmoniformes, Salmonidae. The record is from the annotation of a GenBank genome assembly.